Messenger RNA from Kwoniella shivajii, 3531 nucleotides. RefSeq lists its product as uncharacterized. NCBI's taxonomy places the organism in Eukaryota, Fungi, Basidiomycota, Tremellomycetes, Tremellales, Cryptococcaceae. The transcript has 7 exons. Gene Ontology annotation, molecular function: RNA binding; ribonuclease III activity. Gene Ontology annotation, cellular component: RISC complex; cytoplasm; nucleus. Gene Ontology annotation, biological process: siRNA processing. The record is from RefSeq and is a predicted model, not a curated record. The coding region runs from base 1 to 3531 and encodes 1176 amino acids.
AUGAACAUAGAUCAAUGCUCAAUAUCAUCAACAACCUCCACUUUGGUCGAAAAUUCAAAUCCAGUCCCAACUUCAUCCAAGAAGAAGAGAAAACAUAGGGAGGUAGUCAAGGAAGAAGUAGCAUAUGAACAGGAUGAAAUUAGAAGAGAAAUACCUCCUCAUUUAACUCGUCUUCAAUCGACUCCAUUAUCGUCUGUAUACAACGCUGCCAUCACCGUGAAUCAAAUAUCGAGUCUUGAGACUGAUCAAGGAGAAGAGGAGGUGUAUCCGAUACUAUCAGCUCUAAAGAGGAGGAGGCGAAAGCAGUCAAAAGAAGGAAAGGAUAGAUUAGAAGAAGGAGAUCAAUCGAAAGCAGUUUUAAUACCACAAACAGACAUACCUUAUUCAAUUAACGGCGAAACAUCUUCUUCCCUUUCAUCUUCACCUGGCGCCAGGAAGAUUCAUCAAGACGGAUCCGAAGUUGAACCCAUAAUCAUCAACGAUCCCAUGAUUUCUUCUUCUUCCCCUAAUGAAACUGAACGAUAUACCACUCCAAACGGAACUCUUCUCACUUUCCAAAAUGCUGGAACAUACCUCACUCAUUGGACACAAUCGAUAGGUCAACAGAAGCUACUAGUGGAAUACAAGAACAUCUUAACAGAAGAUUAUCAACCUCCAAUGAUACCGUCAAAGACAGCUUUGAAACGUAAAAUAUAUUCUGAUUCGGAGAGGAGAGAAGGUGAAAUAACACCAGAGAAAGAGGAAAAAGGAAAAGUUGAUGUCGGUCCUCCUAUCGGAUCGUUAAGAGAAUGUGAGAUCACUUUACCAAUGAUAGGUGUUAUUCGUUCUACUAAACCAUUACCUAAUGGAGGUUGGAGAAAUAAACAAUUAGCAAAACAAAGUGCUUCUUUCCAAUCUAUAAAAGAAUUACAUCAAAGAGGUCUUCUAGAUGAUUCACUUCGUCCUAUACCUGAACCUAAAGCCAAAUCCAUCCCGACUAACAACCAAGAUCCGAGUACAUUAUCAUCUGGAGCUGUGCACGAAAAGAAAUCACUCAAGGAAACUCAAAUGACAAGUAAAUCGAAAAGCUGUCAAAAUUGGGAUUUACAAAAACGACUCAUCCAUUCGAGAUUACCACCGUCACCUUCAGAAAAUAACUUAACUCCAACAGGUCAAUUAGGCAUUGGUAAUUAUCCAUAUGUCUCUACACCUUCUUUUUGGUCUUCCUGUCCCCAACUGGCACCAAAUGUAAUUCACGCUACCACCCUCCAAUUACUCUCGAUUUCCAGUCCAACUUUGUCUUUAGCAGACAAUCCAGCUCAACGAGAAGAAACAUGCAGAACAAUGUGUCUGCUAACCUCAAAACCAUUACCCGUCUCCAGUCAAGAAUUGGUUCUGAAUUUCGGUAAUCAAGCUGAGAUCAAAGCCAAAAUGAAAAUCACAAAUCACGGCAAAAUGAAAAGUUGGGAACAAGGAAAAUUAGAUCAUGUCUUGAAAUUCACAGAAAAAUUAUUGAGAGCUCAAAUGCAAAAACCUUUUAAAGGUAAUUUGAAAGAUUUGAAAUGGCUUAUAGUCCCUCUCAAAUUGGACCAUCAAUCGAAAGCCAGCGAUUCGAAGAAAUUACAAAGAAGGGAUAUAUCUUGGGAAGAAAUUUCAAGUAUUGCUAAAGGACCUUUAUUCACUCCUUUCAAUCUGGCUGAUCCCGAUAUAUUACACAAACAAUGUCAAGAUGGAGUCAUUACUACUCCAGCUGAAUUUGCCAAAAGAAAUUACAUAAAAUCCGUUCGAACAGAUUUGAAACCAUCUUCAUCCCAUCCUCUUCUUCCCGAUAAAACCAUUCUCGCAACAAUCAACCCUCUUUCAUCAUUAGAUUAUCCUGAUCAACCUAUAUUGGAAGUUGAAUCCGUUUUAUCACCCAAAUAUGGAGGACAUGUAAUCGGUACAAUAUUCCCAUCGAGAUCUGAAAAAUCUUAUCACAUACCUGAACUUGUUAAACUUCAUUCUAUCCCAGCCAGUGUUUUCAGGACAACUUCAAUUUUACCUCAAUUCUUCAAUGAGCUCGACUCAUUGUUGAUCGCGACGCAGAUGAAUAAUGAUCUUUUCGAUCGCUUGCUCGACCCCAAAUUAGCUUUACAAGCUAUAACAACUUCGAGUUCAAAUUAUGAUAUUGAAAGCCAUUAUGAGAGAUUAGAAUUUAUAGGUGAUACAAUACUCAAAUUGAUAGUCACUAUUCAUUCAUAUGUGAAUGAUACGGAGAUGGGUAAAAAUCUGGAACAAUCUUUCCAAGAUAGACAUGUCACCACUUCCAAUAGAUCUCUGCAAGAUAAUGCCAUCAAAGUAGGCUUGACGAGGUAUAUUAGAAGUAAGAGGUUCAAAGCGAAAGAUUGGUUGCCAAAAGAUUGGGCUGUGGAUUGGAAUGAAAACGGUGCUCCGGGAGGAAAUUCAAGUAUCACGAAGAUAUCUAGUGAUACAAUAGAAGGCGAACACGAUUUGGGUGAUAAAGUUCUCGCAGAUGUUCUUGAAGCCCUCAUUGGCGCAUCUUAUCUUGCGUCAAGAGAUCUAGAUGAGGUCCUAUCUGUAGCUCAUGUUCUUGGAAUUCCAAUCAAAGGCUUGCAAAAAUGGUCUGAUUUAUCUUACGCUUUACCUCCCCCAACGACGACGCAAAGUACCAAAGAGGCGAAUUACAUGAAUUUCUUCAAGUCAAAAGAAAAUACUAUUCUGGGAUAUGAAUUCAAAGACGAAUCUAAAAUCAAUCAAGUCCUUAGUCUCGACAUGACUGUACCGGGCAGGAAAAUGACCUUUGAUAGAUAUCGAAUGCUGGGCAAUGCAAUUUUGGAUUAUCUUGUGGUCGAGUACUUGUUUGAUAAUUAUCCAGAAGAGGGUCCAGCUCCAUUGACUUUUAUGAAGGCAUCGAGGUGUACCGAGGGCGUCCGAUCGGCUCUCUCCGUUGAGCUUGGCCUAGUCGAUCUUCUUCGUGACAGCGAUGAUCAGACUCGAGUGCAGAUAGCCAAGAUUCGAAAAGCCACCAAGGCAGCGAAAACUAAAGCAGAUGCUCUUAAUUCAGAAAAUGAUAUUAAUGAGGUUGUGGCGUCGGAAUGGUGGUUGGAUGUCGCAGUAACUCACACCACUUCCGAUCCAUUAGAAGCUUUAAUAGGAGCUAUUACUCAUGAUGCUUCUUUUGAUCUAUCACCGAUCCGAAUUAUAUUCAGUAAACACAUCUCGCCAUUCUUAGAGAGAUAUUGCUCGCCUCCAAGAAAACAAUCUUCUCACCCUAAAGAUGAAAUGAUUAGAUACUUAGCAAGUAAAGGAUGUUCGCACUAUUCAGUCGAGAGAGUUUUCCACGAUGAUUCGGAAGAAGCCAUAGUGAAUAUUCAUGACAAGGAAAUCUCAAGAGCCUCUGUUGUGUCUGGAAUGGGGGUGAUAGCAAUCAAAAAAGCUUGUGAGAUUGCUUUGAACCUCUUGAAAGCCGUAAAUUCGAAUGGGAUCGGAUUGGAAGGGAUGUGUACCUGCCCAGGAAGGAAGAUUGACAUCGUGAAGAAGAGUGGUAUCUGA